AGGUAAUAUCCCCCUGCCCUACGGCAAAAUCCCCUCUUCCCUCUGCCUGAGGUAAAAUCCCCCCCUGUCCUGAGGUAAAAUCCCACCCCACCCCACCGAGGUAAUAUCCCCCUGCCCUGUGGCAAAAUCCCCCCUUCCCCCUGCCUGAAGUAUUAUCCCCCCCUGCCCUGAGGUAAUAUUCCCUCCCCCUAAGGUAAAACCCGCCCCUCCCCCUACGCUGGGGGGUGCAUGAGGGGCGCAGAGGGCAGCUGCUAGAUCCCCCUCAGUUGCCCCUCUGGUUCUGCCACUAGAUUGGGGCUGCCCCAAUUUUGGGGGCUGUGUGCCUGCUGCACCCCAUGGUUGACACUCUGGACGGGGGCUCCUGUCACCCCCUAGCAACGUCCCAGGUAUGAGCUCCUUCAGGCCAUGGCACCCGGGGCUUGGGGUGGGCAGGGGGAGCCUGAUGGUAUUAGUGAUCAUAAAUGGUGAGGAGCGUGCGAUGCCCGCGCUCGGAGCCCAGGGGUGCAGGUAGCCCCUCGCUGAACGGGCGCGAGGUUGCGUUGUUGUGGCACCAAGCUGCGUAGCGAGAAGGGAUCUUGGCCCGCAGAAAAGCCCGGAGGGCAAAGACUCUACCAAGUUGAGGCGGCAUCCCUGACGUUUUUGGAAAACCCCCUAGCAUGUUGUAGUUGACCCUUUGCAGGUGACAGAAUGGACUUGGCAAAAGCCUAGAUAUAGGGAUGAAAGGAAAAACUGCAGAAUGUGUAUGGAAACCUAUACCACAGAGCAAAUCUUCUCCAUGUGAUCGGUACAAACAUGCCUGCUGCAUCUGCAAAGGAUUUGUUUAUCUCCAUGGAGGACGGCACACCACCAAUCUUAGCGACUUUUGGCGGUACAGCAUUGAGAGCAAUGAAUGGGAAAUGCUGCAUGGCUCAGGAGAUGGCCCAGAAGAACUGGAAGAACACUCAAUGGUGGCUUAUCAAGGAAUGCUCUGUGUUUUUGGCGGGAUGUUGGAUUCUGCUUUCACACAGACGAAGGCCCCUCUCUGGAUGUAUGACAUCGAUUCAGCAAGAUGGACCGAGUGCCGGCACACAGAAGCAGAGACUGAGAGCACGGCUCCAGCUAACAGGAAAGGCCACAGUGCAGUAGUGUACAGUUCCAGCAUGUACGUCUAUGGAGGAUACUUUGACAUCAAAGGAAUUUCACAAGAGUUUUGGGCUUUAAGUUUUGAUACAGGAGAGUGGUCAUGUAUAUCUGCCCUAUCUUAUGACACUGGUCCUGGACCUCGGCAUGGUCACUCAGCUGUGGUUUAUAGCACAGGCAUGUACCUCUUUGGAGGACUGAUGGGGCUGAGUGAACAGAAGGAUCUAUGGAAGUGGGACUUUACAAGCAGAAACUGGUCCAGUAUUAGAACAAGCCAAGGACCUCCAAAAGUAGUGGGACACUCCUCUGUGGUCUUUAGAGACUCCAUGCUGAUUUUUGGCGGAGGGAUUUCGAGCUCCAGGCCUCAGAGCAGCCUGUGGAAGUACCAUUUCAGUUCACAGACGUGGAGCAAGCUGGCUCACACUGCAAAGGUAAACAUGUCUUCUAAAACGUAUCACUGCAUCCUCGGACUUGGCAGCAGUUUCCAGGUGGCCCCAGAGGCCUCUUGUGCGUCCCCUAUGAAUCACUGGAGUGAAAAACACAAAGACCAUCGGAAGCUGCUGCGCGUCUCGAAGCAGCAGGCUUGUUUUGGCAGGUACUUUCGCCAGCAGCCGGCUUACAAAGCCUUCAGCAAUGAGGAUGUCAGUGAGAUCGAAAUGAAAACGUUUAGCCAGCCUCUGGAGCCCCUAGGCUUGCGCGCGUUUCAAACCUCUGCAGAUACAGAACUCUGUGCAAAGAAAACCGAGAGCACGUUGUCCAAAAACAAGCACCUUUCUCACCUCAUCUCCUCAGAAAAAGAUUUUGUUGCUGCUGAGGUUAUUGAGAAAAGGAGAGGAACUGAGCAUCAGCCCGUGAGCCCAAUGGACCUAGCCAAUAGCAGUCAGCCCGAUAUUCUGCUCCUCAUUGGAGGCAAGCCUCUGUCUGGGCUCUGUGAAAUCUCCCUCUGGUACAUGGAGCUGGACAGCGUGUCUGUGGCCCACACAUAACGGGGGUGCUGUCUAUCUGGUCUGAACAAGAGUAACCAGGAAGUAUUAGCACAGCUUGCCUUCUGCAUGCUCAGGGUAAAAAGUCUUCCAAGCUUCUGACCCCGAAACAGCUUUUCAGUCCCUAUUUGUGCCAUUGGUCGGGUGCUGCAGAUAGACUCUCAAGUGGGUGAAAGCAAAAAUCACAGCAGAUCUCCUUGCCCUAAGAGACAAACAUUGAAGUCCUGAUGCCUGUGAAAUUACUAGCAACCUUGUCUUCUGGUUACUUGCAAGUGUGGUCAAUAUUAUAGGCCAAUGGCCAGCAACCUUUUAAGGCUGCAGGGCUGGAUUGACCCAGCUCAGGUGAGAGGUGGGUUGGUAGGUGGGUGCAAGGACCCACCCAUCAUUGCUGCCUUUUCCUGCACCUGCCAGGGAAAAGUGAUAAUGUUCAUGUAUUUUCUCCAUGCUGGCAGGAGGGAAAAGCAGUGGUAGCAGGUGGGUCCCAGCACCCUCCCACCCAGCAAGAUGGUCCAGCAAGCUGGUGGGGGUGCCUUCCCUUUGGAGGGGGAAAAAACUUGGCAACAGCAGGCACAGGAGAAAGCAACUGUUACUGAAGCCCCCCAGUGUCAAAUGCCACUAAAGCCCUGUGUCUGAGGGCUGGAUCAAAAGGCUCCUCAGUCUGUAGGCUGCCAACUCCUGCUGUGUUAUUUAUUAAGGGUCUUUUAUUCCUAACAAGGGUUACUUGUACUGUAAGUUACACAGAAAUCGAAGGCAACGACUUGACUUGCGUAGAGCAGCCUCAUCAAAAUCCAGAGUUUGUGUAAGUUAGGGCACAGUCAGAUCUGAGGUUAUGGCACCAUGUCCAGAAACUCUCUGAAACUGCUCUUUUUAAAAAGUGCUAAAUGCCUAGCAUUUAGGGGACAGACUGCACAAGGUGAAAAGGUCAGUGGAGAAGGUAUACCACCCUCUUGAACCAAGGACACAGUAUUAAGCUGGGAGGUAUUUCUGGCUGUCAUCAAGCAGGCAUUUGAUUUGUUGCAAGUCCCUGGUCUGGUUAAAGCUGAAGGGGGCAAUAAGCACCUUUAUUUCAGGCUAACAGGAAGGAGCAACAAAAUGCCCCUUUUAUGCAAUGAUAGCAACCCAGAGCACUGGGCUGCACGGUACAGCCCAAGUGGUGCUGAACUGCCUGGGACCGGUUACAAACACAGAGAGGAUCGUUGGCAAUCCGUGUCUGCAUUAGUAAAGAGAAACAGGCGCGAGCACCGUCCUGGGGGUGGGGAGCAGAGGUCAGGGCUUCGCAAGCACAGUGUCUGCUGAGAACGUGGGUUUGGCGAUUGCCACCGUCUGUUACAGCUGUUUCAGAGAAACAGGAUUUUGGUGCAAUCCUAUUUGCUGCAAUCCUAUCAGCAACUCCUCCUAAUGGAAACUACCCUGCAAGGCCUGGCUUACUGGCUAACAGUAUUACAGAUACGGGAGAAGAGUUGAGGCUUUGGGGAAAAAACAGUCUACAGCAGCCAAAGCACGAGCAAGAGAGAUCUUGAAUUGUCGCACUAAGGACUUGAGAGAAAACCAGGUGUUCAGUGCUGGACUCCGGCACUGCUUUGCCUGCACUGGAAUAAGGAACGCAGUAUUGGCUCCCCUGCCAUAGGAACCUGCCUGGCCCUGAAACUAUGCAGUGUGACAAAACAAACUGUAGGUAGGGAUCUACUUAAUUGGUCAUUUCAUAGAAACCGCAAAAAUCAGGCAUUGUCUGCAAAAUCUACAAAAAAUAAUAAUUAAAACGCCAGCUCCCAGUGGGAGCCAGCAGUCUUCACGGCCCUUGCGGCCUAGCCUUGCAGCUCACUGGGAGAGGGGGAAGCCACCUUUGCGAUGGGAAGCAAGAUGGCAGCCACCCCCACUCCCCCAUUGGCUGAGAGGGCUGUCCGUCAUGUGGCCUCACCCCUCUCCACCAAACAGCAGCAAGGGGCAGGGCUGUAUGAUGGACAGCCCUCUCAGCCAAUUAUUUGGGGGGGGCCGCCAUGAUAAGCCCAUGACAGUAGUAGCUGGCCCUGCAGUCAGUCCACAAAAUCAGCUGCCUGCCUCCUAGAUUUCGGCAGGUCCCUAAAUUUAGGCCUAAAGCCUACGAAGACGCAAUGAAAGAGUUUGGGCAUUUUCUCCCCGGAAAAGAACAAACAAAGCCUGGGCUCUUCCCCAGGACAGACCUCAAGCUAGGAAAUGCACUUUUGAAUUUCUGCUCUGAUCCCUCCUCUGCACUGUUACGUGUGCAUCGGGAUGUGGUGUCCAUUACGUUUCCUUUCUGUACUGGGUGAGUGAACAAAAAAGCCUCUCCGUGGCGUGCCAUGGCAACCAGCCAUGUGACAAGCGUCAGAUUACUACAGCUCUUUGAUCACCCUAAUCCCAAGAGGUGCAAAGCACCCUGGCUCUCUCAUGGCCUUGCAGCUGGUUUGGGUGCUCACCACCUUACGGGAGGUGCAUUUCUUGCAGGUCCAGGCUGUUUCCCUUAACUUCACGAUAUUUUAGAUGUGCAACAAAAAUCAAAAUGGGCAAAAUGUGGGGAUGUACAGCCAAGGCCCCACCUGCUCUUCUGCAAGAACUUCCUGAGGUCGAUGUACACAAAAAUCCACCUCCACUUAAGUUUCAUUAAGCUCAUGCGCUACGUUUUAAAAUACUAUAAUAAAACAUCUACCUUUCUCCCAUGUCACCAUAACAGGCAGCCAUUUAUUAUUCAUUCUGUGUAAGCUACUGAGAUAAUCAGCCUAAUGGCUGAUUAUUUGACUCUGGUAACAAGAGACACUACAAGUGAGGGGCAGUGUUAUUUUCAAGGGAAGAACGCAUGUCGGGUUGAUAUAGUAUGUCUGCUACAUGAGAAUUAUUAUAGCUUUCUGUGCAGGUAGCUGAGAGUCAUUCACUUGCGUGUGCAGAAGCCACGCACUGUAAUUGCACGCUGCCAGCUCUCCAUCGCUUUUCAACGCACGUCUCUAUGCAAGAUGUUCAAACCCUGAGCAUGGGCCAUUUAAACAUCUCAUAUACCAACAAGGAAUGUACCUUUUUGAAUGACGAGCUUCAGCCCCCGACCAGCCUGUGCAAGCUCUGUGGGCUUCUGCGACUGCCCAGACCCAAGCAAGAGUCCAGUGGAAAGUGUACACGUGGCAGCUGGGAACCAACUGGGCGGGAUCAGGCUCUGACAGAGCUCAGCUUCGCAGAACAGUUGAGCUGAGCAUGGAAGUAGAACAAUAAUCUUAAAACCAGUCACAUGCAAGAGCUUGCUGAUAGGUCUGUGUAGGUGCAAUCCAGCAGGAGCUGUCUGUACCAUUCAGGACUUUAUCAUCCUCAGGACUGGGGGGAGAUGAGGGCAGGGCAUGUAGCCACAAAGGGCUGCUGCAGAUGGCUCCUUGGGUGCCACCAAGCACGUUAUUCCCUUGUUGGCGGCUCCCAGCAAUUUGAAAAUAAGCGUGACCUGAGGGUAGAACAGACGCCUGGAAUUCACGACCACUUAGCGAUAGGAACCCUCCGCUGUCUGGGCGGCUCGGUUUCCUUGUGCUGUGCAUGCUUGUAUUUGUGGUUUCCUGCUGCGAACUGCCUUCUGAAGCGGGCUCAAGAGGAAGCAGGAUUUGCUGGCACCUCCGUCUUACUGCUGCUGAAGCAGCUUUCAUUUCAGGGCUCUGUUAAUCUGCAUUGCAGCUAAUGGCUGUGAUAGAGGUCCAGCACCUCCAGUAGCACGAGCCCUUCCUCUCCUGGUGCUCAGUUGGACUUCUAAUGAAAUCGUAAUCUUAUUGCAAAAAGGUGGGGGAGGGGGUGGCUGUUUUCGUCAGUCCCCUGGCAGCUGCUCACAAUACAUGGAUGCACUUAAAAUGAGGGGGGCAGGUAUUCAGAGGGCUGCUAGUAGUUUAACUGACCACGUUAGUAGUCGUCAAAAUGCAGUGUUGUCUACAGCUGUGCAAUGGCCUGUGUGACGUGAUCACUUAAAACACCGCAGUUAGCAGCAAAUAGCGCAGGAACAGACACUGCCCAUCAUGGACUGAAGGGGCUCAUCCCUCUGCUGGACCUGGCCGUGUAACAGUAAGGCGGAAGAACAAAGAGCCAGGCAGCAGAGAAGACGGCCGUGCAGGCACUGGUCCCACGCUUGUUCUGUGGCUAAACAGACGACUCUACAGGGCCUGAUGCGUCUCCUAACAAGUGCUCACUCUAUAAAAUGAAAGCAAAAAGCUACAACCAGUCUAUUCACAUUCAUCUGCUCCGGAGCAGCAAAUGUACUGCAGCAUUAUGAGUUGUGUGUGUUUAAAAGUUGAACAUUAUAAAAUGAACGUGCAUGAACAGAUCUGUCCAUAUUAACUAGGUCCAGUUAUUGCUUUUCUUAGUUUUCCGUUUCCUAUUCCUGAGUGAGAAGGUAUUAUCAAUCGGGGAAGAUUUCACUUACACGAUGCAGACAUUUCUUUGUGAAUGACGAACUAAAGGCACUUCUGUCUUAAUUUCUUGACUCAGUAAAAGUAUUUAAGUCAA
Molecule: messenger RNA, 6581 nt
Organism: Alligator mississippiensis (American alligator)
Lineage: Eukaryota; Metazoa; Chordata; Crocodylia; Alligatoridae
Product: leucine-zipper-like transcriptional regulator 1
Exons: 8
Coding region: 717-2105 (462 amino acids)
Cellular component (GO): Golgi apparatus
Molecular function (GO): protein binding
Source: RefSeq, a predicted model, not a curated record